Rhodofomes roseus is the source of this 753-nucleotide messenger RNA. Its product is annotated as RmlC-like cupin. The transcript is spliced from 5 exons. Lineage: Eukaryota; Fungi; Basidiomycota; Agaricomycetes; Polyporales; Fomitopsidaceae. Bases 1 to 753 code for a protein of 250 amino acids. The record is from RefSeq and is a predicted model, not a curated record.
AUGAGCAUCGUUCCUCGGCGUAGCUAUGAGCGUCACGGUGGCGGUGGUGAUUAUGGCUGGCUCAAGGCAUUUCAUACUUUCAACGUCGGAGCGUUCAGUGACGGGAAGCACGACAACUUCGGAUGUCUCCGCGUCAUGAAUGAAGACCGUGUCGAACCCGAGACAGGCUUCGAUCUGCACCCCCAUCGUGAAUUCGAGAUACUUUCAUAUAUCAUCUCAGGCCAGCUGCUACACGAAGACUCAAUGGGCAAUCGCGAGAUACUGCAACGGUGUGAUAUCCAACUGACUUCUGCUGGCACGGGCAUCCGACACAGUGAGAAGUCUCAUGGAUCCCAACAAGUGCAUUACUUCCAGAUAUGGAGUAUACCGUCCAAGAGUGGGCUUACACCGCGGUACUACACUCGCCACUUUGAGGAAGAGGAUAAGCGCGACAAAUGGUGCCUGGUCGUUGCACCAGCCAACACACUGGACGUCACUGACACUCAAGCACACCUGCACCUGUACAUUCGCCCCUCUCGCUCCAUGCAGCAGUCAUCUCUCCGAGCAAGUCUCUCGCACACACGUUUCCGGGCGGCGGGCUACAACCCCUCGAAGGACGCGCGCGGUGCCCAUAUCGAGGUCUCCCUCAAUAGUGCAACUGAGGUGCUGUGGGAGGGCGACGGCGCGUAUAUCAUUGGGGAACAGGGCGAAAAGUUGGUCGUGCAGAAUGUCGGCGAUUUGGCAGUGGAGGUACUGCUCUUCGAUGUUGAGUAA